CCAUGCAUCUGAUCCUCAAGCUCAUACACGUGUGAAGUUUAUAGGACUGCCUGAUUUUGUUGCGAAACUGCGUUCUUCCAACGAACUGGAAUACUUUCGCCUCGAGUGUCGAGUGAUCGUUGACGGAAAACCACUGUGAACCGUCGCUGCCCUGUGAGCUGAACACUCGAAGAUGAAGCUUGCCUUGUUGGCGCUGUGUGUGCUGAUCGCAGGCGCUCAGGCCUGGUUCGGUUCCCCAAUGCGCAGGCUGUACAAUGGGCCAGACAGCGUCCACAGAGCAAUGACGCAGCUGGGCGACGUGGGCGAGCCGCUCUUCCUGACUCCGCUCAUCGAGGCUGGCCAAUUGGAGCGAGCGAGAAACCUCAGCCGCGUCGGUUCGCUCGGCGCUGUGCCGGACUUCCCGGGCUAUUCGGGAUUCCUUACAGUCAACAAGCAGUAUGGAAGCAAUCUCUUCUUCUGGUUCUUCCCGGCCAAGGAAAACCCGGAGAAGGCACCUGUAGUUCUGUGGCUACAAGGUGGACCGGGAGGUUCCUCUCUGUUCGGGCUGUUCGUGGAGCAUGGGCCGUACCUCGUGGCUAAGGGCGGCGUACCAGAGCUUCGCGACACCACCUGGGCGCAGCGUUACUCGAUGCUGUACAUCGACAACCCUGUUGGUGCCGGCUUCAGCUUCACCCAGGACGACCGAGGCUACGCUCGCAACGAGGAGGAUGUCGGCCGGGACCUGCACGAGGCCCUGCAGCAGUUCUUCACGCUUUUCGAUGAGUACGCGGCUAAUGACUUCUACGCAUCAGGGGAGUCGUACGCCGGCAAGUAUGUGCCGGCCAUCGCUCACGCUAUCGACACAGCCGUCUCACCCAGAGUCAAGAUCAACCUGCGGGGCAUCGCCAUUGGGGACGGCAUGAUUGACCCGGAGACAAUGUUCGACUACGCCGACUUCUUGUAUCAAAUUGGCCUCGUGGACCGGCGCCAGUCCGACUACAUUCGCGCCGAGACUGCCCGAGCCGUGGACUACAUCAAGCGAGGGCGAUACCUGGACGCAUUUCUCAUCUUCGACAAGCUCAUCAACGGCGACACCGUCUCUCAGCCGUCGUACUUCAAGAACGUCACGGGCCUCGACUUCUACUACAACUUCCUCCUCUCAAGAGAACCGGAGGGCUUCGGGAACUACCACGCGUUCGUCGACUCCCCCGCCGUCCGCAAGGCCAUUCACGUGGGGAACCUGACCUUCAACAACGGAGACGCCACCGAGAACCAUCUCAAGGAGGACAUCAUGCAGUCCGUCAAGCCGUGGCUCGCGUCGCUAAUGGACAAGCCGCAUUACAAGGUGCUCAUAUACAACGGCCAACUGGACAUCAUCAUCGCGUACCCUCUGACGGACAACUUCGUCAGCACCAUCCCGUGGUCGGGCAAGGAAGCUUUCGAGAAGGCCGAACGUAAGAUUUGGAAGAGGACGGACGGAAACGGCGUCGCAGGUUACGUCCGCAAGGUGGCAAACUUCACGCAGGUUCUUGUGAGGAAUGCCGGUCACAUCUUGCCUUACGACCAGCCUGAGGUUGCGCUCGACCUAAUCACACGAUUCAUCGACGAUAAGCCCUUUGAUGCGUGAGA
Messenger RNA from Rhipicephalus sanguineus (brown dog tick), 1608 nucleotides. Its product is annotated as probable serine carboxypeptidase CPVL. The record is from RefSeq and is a predicted model, not a curated record. The coding region runs from base 173 to 1606 and encodes 477 amino acids. NCBI's taxonomy places the organism in Eukaryota, Metazoa, Arthropoda, Arachnida, Ixodida, Ixodidae. Gene Ontology annotation, molecular function: serine-type carboxypeptidase activity. The transcript is spliced from 5 exons. Gene Ontology annotation, biological process: proteolysis.